This is a messenger RNA of Danaus plexippus (monarch butterfly), 2305 nucleotides long. RefSeq names its product ecdysteroid-phosphate phosphatase (gene Epp). The record is from RefSeq and is a predicted model, not a curated record. The coding region runs from base 87 to 1301 and encodes 404 amino acids. NCBI's taxonomy places the organism in Eukaryota, Metazoa, Arthropoda, Insecta, Lepidoptera, Nymphalidae. The transcript has 8 exons.
UAUUUUAUUCUUUAAAAUAUAACUUAUUUCGCCCGUAUUUUUUUAAAAAUUUAAACUUAAUUUUAAGAAAAUAGUUUUCUUUAAUUAUGAAAAUUAGUGUAAAAGUUUUGCUUAAAAGUGCAUUUGGGACAAAUAGUUUUAUUCCGUCCGUCAAUUUAAGUUUUUGUUUCAUGCCCACCCAAGCUAAACCUGUGGCGUGCAUGCGUAGUGUUAAAAAAAGUUGGAUUGAGAAGAUUUCGAUUGGUGAAUCAAGUCAAACGAGAUCAAGUUUCAAUAUAUCUACCAUGAGUUCUAAGGAGAAUGAACUGGCUUAUGAGAAAUCGGAGGAGAUCUUCAAAGAUUGGGAGAAGUUAUUUAUGUCACUUAUACAGCAUAAGGCUGUUAAUGCUCUAGAUGAUGGAAAUGCACAAAAAGAGAAUGAAACGGAUAAUGAGACUGAAACAUGUGGCAACUCUAAGGAAGAGGUAUCCAACGGCGAGGCCGAAGGUCGCUGGGUUUUUGCUUUACGUCACGGUGAGCGCGUGGACCUGACCUACGGUUCCUGGAUCCCGUUCUGCUUCACCAACAAUGACACCUACGUCAGGAAGGACCUCAACAUGCCAGUGGAGUUGGCUCCGAGAGAGGGUGGCGCGGUGUCGUAUUCGCUGGACACUCCCCUGACCCGCGUGGGGGCCCUGCAGGCCUACCUCGUGGGAGAGGCCUUGAGGCUCGCGGGCAUCACACUCGGUAGUGUGUACGCCUCCUGCGCCCUCAGGUCCGUUGAGACUGCUCAUCAUCUGCUGAUGGGCCUUCAAGGUGAUCCGUCCGUCAAGAUAAAGGUGGAGCCUGGUCUCUUUGAAUAUAAGGACUGGAGUCUGAGCAGGGGAUUGGCUUUCAUGACGCCGUUAGAACUGCACAAGGCCGGAUUUAAUAUUGAUCUCAGCUACAAGCCGUACAUAGAUCUGAAUAUCAAAACCUCGGAGACGAUGGAGGAGCUCUACAAGAGACAUGAAUAUGUAAUGCAGUCAGCCGUUAAGGAUCCCAAUUACGAGGGUCAGAACCUGCUGUUCGUGGGUCACGCCAUCACUCUGGAGAUGACAGUGACGGCCUUGAAGUAUCUCAAUAAAGGUAACGCCAGCGAUCUGCCUCCGUAUAAAUUCGGCGACAACUUGAUGCGCGUGCCGUACUGUGCUUUGGGUGCUCUGAGGCAACGCCAGGGCAACUGGACCGUGGUCAAACCUCCCGUGCCGCCCAGCAUCAACACCAACUCCGCCCGCUACGACUGGAAGGAUCUGCUGGAAGUUGAGAAGAAAUAUGAGUAAUUUUCUGUCCACACAACAAUCUGACAGAUCAUUCUCAUAGUUUUUCAACAUGACUCUAACACUAUGCUUCAGCUAAAUAAUAUGUUAACCCGAACCCUUAAUAUGCAAUUUAGAAAUAUGUAAGUUCCUAAAGUGACGUGCCCGCAGCGUGAAUCUAUCUAAUUGAUUUCUAUUUUAAUUUCAUUAUAAUAUCCUUUUAUUUUUAUACUAUUUUUCUUUUUUUAUUAUUAUUAUUUUUAUUGCAUUUUUCUCAUGUAUCUUUCCUAUCAGACGGAUAAUGAUGGGAAAGAUAUUUUUAAUUUUAGUUUGUAAUGAACUGAGUGCCUCAUGUACUUCAUUUGACGAGAUGUAGACUGUUUAUUGUGAGAAAUAGAUUUAAUGAAUGUUUGCAAGAACAUAAUAUGUAAGGGAGAUAGGGAGCUGGUUAUGAGAGUAUUAAACUGAAUCUACCUCCAGGGAGGUCAUCCAUAAGGUGAUGACGGUUAUGACAAUUACUUUUAGUACAAAUAUAGUUAAUAUUUAAAAUAAGCCAUGCUAAGAAACGCUGCGUGUGCGCAGGCAGCGUUAUCGCAUUUUUAUAAACGACGUAAAGCCAAUUUUUUACGCUUCGUGUCUUUGUCCUCAUAAGGCGUAGUUUAAAUAAAGUGGAUGUUCUUGCAACUUUAGAAUUAGUGAAUAUUUGUUAUAGCGGAUUGUACGCGAGCAGCAACACUCCAUUAACGCAUAUAUUCAAAUUUUAAUUUUCUUUGUCUUUAUAGUUUUUAAAUAUUUUGGUAUCGUAAAAUGAAGCUGUGCCUCGGAUGUGAGAUGCUAAUAACUUUUAUUAUACCUUACAAUUAGAUAAUUAUUUGAAUGUCCCAUCAAUAUCUCAAGAACUAAAAGAUAUUUGUUGAGGUAAAUAAAUUUUUCAUGGCUCACAAUUCAACCCGGGCGCACGCUGCCAGCGGUAUUAAAAUCGACAAUAAACGUCUCUAAGAUUAAAUUUUUAUAUUUUUGACACUACA